Messenger RNA from Oryzias latipes (Japanese medaka), 4394 nucleotides. RefSeq names its product large tumor suppressor kinase 1 (gene lats1). Gene Ontology annotation, biological process: peptidyl-serine phosphorylation; regulation of organ growth; hippo signaling. Gene Ontology annotation, molecular function: protein serine/threonine kinase activity; ATP binding. The record is from RefSeq and is a predicted model, not a curated record. Lineage: Eukaryota; Metazoa; Chordata; Actinopteri; Beloniformes; Adrianichthyidae.
CCGGAAGUGCAGCGCUGCACUCUGACGGCAGCGUUUACUUGUCAUUCAGACAUCCCGGGAAUCCAACGCGACAAGGAACCAGUCACCGCGGCUCAGACAUUUAUCCAUUUAACCUGCGUCCAGCGGAAUUAACCCAAAAACACAUCGAGCCGUUCAAACAGGGAGACAAGCGGCCGCUUCACGCGCUGCUGAAGCAUGCUGCUGUGAGGACCGACCAGAGCCUGCACUGCUGUUACCCUCUUCAUCCUCCAUCGUCAUCGUAUAUGAUCCUACAUGAGGAGAGCGGAGAAGCCCGAGGGCUACAGACAGAUGAGACCUAAGACCUUCCCCGUCAGCAACUACAAUGGCAACAGCCAGCAGAUGCUGCAGGAAAUACGCAACAGCCUGCGGAACCUGACCAAGCCCUCGGAUCAGCCGAAAGGGGACACCGGGGGACCUGGAAAGAUGGCCCCUGAAGAUCCACGGCAGCAGGGGCGCAGCGGGAACCUCAAAAACCAAUACCAGAAGGCUUUACAGGAGAUCCGCAAGUCCCUUGUUCCGUAUAAAGUGAACGGUUCUGGGGACGAGGAGUCCACCACGUCAGGUGCUGAUGGAAACAAGUCCCAGGACCAAUCUGGGUUUGAGGAGCCAUCCAGUGGACGCCGUGGGGGGGUUGCCUCAGACUACAUGUUAAAGCCGAGUUACCAGGACCCAAUGAGAGAUCAGAUGACUGCUUCCAGUUCAAACUCUUCAGCCCUGAAAGCCCCGGAAGCCUUCCACAUGCCGCAGGUGGUGCUGCGGAGGCCGAGCUGGAAAGGCUCCAUGGAGUCUUUGGGCUCUCGCCACGGCCCCAAUAUGGUGGACGGGAUGAUGUACCGCUCGGACAGCCCCGGACCCCCCCCUUCGUUCUCGCAGGCUCACCCGACUGCCAACCAGAGGGUCAACCCCCCCCUCCCUCCUCAGAUGCGCAGCGUCACACCUCCCCCCAACCGGGCCAUGCCACCUGCGCCGUCCUGGGACAACAACCCGCAGACUAACCGCCUCCCUGGAAAUAUGGAUUUCUUCCCCACCCGCAUAUCCCCGGUGCCUCAGGCCCCCUGGGCUGAUGGGUAUCCAACCCCCGCAGCCCCGAACCAGCGAGUGAUCGGCCCCGCCGCUGGAAGUCACCAGCCCAUCAUAAUGCAAAGCUCCGGGGGGAGCAAGUUCACCUUUCCCUCUAGCUGGACUCAGAGUGGUUCCUCCCAACCGGAGCAUGUGUCAGGGGGGAGCAGACAGCCCCCUCCCCCUUACCCUCUUACUCAGAGCAGCUCCACUGACCCCCAGGUGGGGGGACCCGCCUCGUCUCCUUCCUACAUCAACGGCGGCGGGAUCCCUCCAUCCCUGAUGAUCAGUAACCGGAACAGCCACAACCUGGAGAUGUACGGCAUUGCCCCCCAGUCCUGGUCCCAGAGCCAGCCCCCGCCUGCCAACUGCAACAGCAACCAGGACCUGUCCCCGUCGUGGCAGCACAACGUGCCCGUCCGCUCCAAUUCUUUCAACACCCCCCAGCUGAACGGUAGGCCUGCUCACCCCGCCAGCUCCCAGCCCUCUGCCACCACCGUCACCGCCAUCACGCCGGCCCCCAUCCUGAACCCCGUCAGGAGCACCAAAGUCCAUAAACCCGAGCCUCAGACAGCUGUCGCCCCCACGCACCCUCCCUGGAUCCAACAGGGGGCGCUGCCGGGACCUACAUACUCGGAGCCCUCCCUCCCCGUUUCCCAGGCUCCUGUUGAGGCGCCUGGCUAUCAGGGCCCUCCCCCGCCCUACCCCAAGCACCUCCUACAGCCAGCGUAUGUUGUUGGCACCAACAAGCUGAGCAGAGAGGAGGCGGCAGAGGAGGAGGCAAGUGGCGAGAACUCCAGAGAGAAGGCGCCAGAAAACCCUGAAACUGCGGCAGCAGAGAAGGAGAGGAAGCAGAUCACCACCUCGCCCGUCCCCGUCCGCCGCAACAAGAAGGACGAGCCCAGGGGGGAGUCCGGGAGGGUGGCACUGUACUCCCCCCAGGCCUUCAAGUUCUUCAUGGAGCAACACGUGGAAAACAUCCUGAAGAACCACCAGCAGAGGAUCCGGAGGAGGAAGCAGCUGGAGAGCGAGAUGCAGCGGGUGGGGUUGUCCUCAGAAGCUCAGGAGCAGAUGCGGAUGAUGCUCUGCCAGAAGGAGUCCAACUACAUCCGCCUGAAGCGCGCCAAGAUGGAGAAGUCCAUGUUCAAGCAGAUCAAGACUCUGGGCAUCGGGGCCUUCGGUCAGGUGUGCCUGGCCAGAAAAGAAGACACGGGGUCGCUGUACGCCAUGAAGACCCUCCGCAAGAAGGACGUUCUCCUGAGGAACCAGGUGGCGCAUGUGAAGGCUGAGAGGGACAUCCUGGCGGAGGCAGACAACGAGUGGGUGGUGCGGCUCUACUACUCCUUCCAGGACAAGGACAACCUGUACUUUGUCAUGGAGUACAUCCCCGGGGGGGACAUGAUGAGCCUCCUCAUCCGGCUGGGCAUCUUCAAGGAGGACCUGGCGCAGUUCUACAUCGCCGAGCUGACCUGCGCCGUGGAGAGCGUCCACAAGAUGGGCUUCAUCCACAGAGACAUCAAGCCGGACAACAUCCUUAUCGACCGAGACGGACACAUCAAGCUGACAGACUUCGGCCUCUGCACCGGUUUCCGCUGGACGCACGACUCCAAGUACUACCAGAGCGGAGACCACGUGAGGCAGGACAGCAUGGACUUCAGCAAGGAGUGGGAGGAGUCUGCCAACUGCCGCUGCUCAGACCGCCUGAAGCCGCUGGAGAGGAGGAAGGCUCGGGAGCACCAGCGCUGCCUGGCCCACUCCCUGGUGGGAACGCCCAACUACAUCGCCCCAGAAGUGCUGCUCAGAUCAGGUUACACGCAGCUCUGCGACUGGUGGAGCGUGGGCGUCAUCUUGUACGAAAUGGUGGUGGGACAGCCGCCGUUCUUCGCCAACACCCCAUUGGAGACCCAGAAAAAGGUGAUCAACUGGAAGACCACGCUGCACAUCCCCCCUCAGGCCAAGCUCAGCCCCGAAGCGUCUGAUCUCAUCGUCAAACUGUGUCGCGACCCCAAAGACCGCCUCGGCACCAACGGCGCUGACGAAAUCAAAGCCCACUCUUUCUUCAGGACCAUCGACUUCUCCAGUGACCUCAGGCAGCAGGUGGCGCCCUACAUCCCCACCAUCGCCCACUCCAUGGACACCUCCAACUUCGACCCUGUGGACCCGGACAAACUGCGGAGCAUGGACAGCGAGAACAACCACAACGACACGCUGACGUCGCUGUUCCGCAACGGCAAGCAUCCCGAGCACGCCUUCUACGAGUUCACCUUCCGACGCUUCUUCGACGGCUACGGACACCCGUACAGCUGCCCCAAACCCAUCGAGUACGAUGAGGACUGCGAGGGUGUGCCCCCAGACGCGCAGGGCCAGGAGCAGGUCUACGUGUAGCGGUUCACGUCACGUGACAAAAGCCUGUUUCUACUUUAUUUCAUGAGGAAAAACUGGAGUCUGAGCUCACGUCUGGCUGUUCUGCUUUUGUCCCACACUGACCCUUCUAGGACAGACUGUCAGUAGAUGUUAGAAGUUCCUUAGUUUCAGAAUCUCCGUCUGAUAUCAGCCUCUUCCGCCGGACCCUUAAACCCCGCCCCCACAUUCAGGAACAAUCUACGGUUCAAAAGUGAAUCGGCGUGCUCUUAAACCCCCAAACGACUUAAUUUAUUUAAAGCUGUAGAUACCGCUUGUGUAUGAGAAUUGCGUUUAUCUGAGGAAUGUUCAGAAGUUGUCCUAAUUUAUAUUAAAAUGCGUUUCCAUGGGGAUUUCAUAGCAGGGAGGAGUGGUUCCUAUGAUUCUUUGCUGUGCCUUUUGUUUUGAUUCUGUGGUUUUACCAAAUAUUACGAAGGUUAAUAAUCAGACUGGCAUUUAAAUGAGUAGCAGUAGCUGAUCGUACUACACUAGUCUUAUUUUUCUAAUUUAUACUUAAAGUGUAUUUAUAAAUGAAGUUGUAAACAGGUUGUACAUAGCCCCGCCCUCUUCUUUCUAGACGGGCCAGUGUCUGUCUCUGACAGGAACUUUGAACUUUUUUCAUCAACCAAAGCACUAAAAAUGUGGGUUUGGAGCCCCAAUAAACCUGCAGGUGGAGUAAACACUAUGAAUUAUGGGUAAUCACACUUUUUUAGCACCUGAUGAAAGGUAAACUCUUCCUCGUGUGUGGUUGGGGGGGUGGGGGGGUGUUCUUGCUGUCCUCUUUAGGAAACAUCUGAAUGUAGUUGUCACGGCGACGCCUCGCCCCGCACUGCUUUUGUUUGCGUUGUUAAAGUUUAUUUUUUGUACAUGUGAUUCUGGGAUGAGGGGUCAGAAAUAAACAGAUUUGAAAGGUU